This is a messenger RNA of Seminavis robusta, 2996 nucleotides long. Lineage: Eukaryota; Bacillariophyta; Bacillariophyceae; Naviculales; Naviculaceae. The record is from the annotation of a GenBank genome assembly.
CUGCUGUGUCACCUCAUCGAUCAUCAAUCGAACCUUCCCACUUCCCACUGGUCCCGUCCAUCAACUCUUCCCAUUUAUUUCCCAUUCCAUAGAAGGCAAUCAAUCCACAAAGUUUGAGAGUUGCUUGUACCGUAGUAGGUUGUAUAAUAAUAGUCACCAUGUCGUCGUCGAACAACCAUGCUAAUGAUGAAGAAGCUCCUGAUCAACCCGAGUUGGCUCCCAGUGAAACCGUGGCGAUUGAUGUUCUGACCAAACGGAGGGAGCUGGAAGCGGCUCAGUACAAGACGGACUCGGCUCGUCAUAUGGUGCCCGUCAGUAAUCAUACUGCUGAUGACAAUGUCAUGAUACCAAGGGAGGAGGAGGAGCAGAGUGACCAGAACAGCCACAGCUCCUUCAACAUGCUGGAAAUGGUGGAAGAACGAGUCAGCAUGGCUGCCAAAGAUGAUGAUGAAAUAGAAAACGAAGACUUGAAAAAGGGAAUUGACAAAGGGACAUCAGAUGACCUCACAAAGAAGAAGAAGCGCGACCCCACGAUGGAUACCACCACCACCAAUAAGUUAGCCACGGAUGCUCAAGUGAAUGCCAAGCUGGGAUCCUUGGGAGCCAUUGCCGCUAGUAGUGCUGGAGCUAUUACCGAUGCCCAAGUGAACGCCAAGCUGGCAGCCAACUCCUCUACCAAUCCCACGGUCCGCCAGAUGCAACGCCCUGGUGCCUACAUGGGUGCACCGGGAGUGGAACUUCAGAGAACCUCUACUGUGAGCUAUCAAAAUUUUGGAUCGGCAAGCGAUGCCGAGUUGAAGAGCUCCGAGUUUACUACCAGCAUGGAAUUUCGUUCCAGUUUGGUCGUCAAUAACAAUCAUCGAGCAGCAACAACCCUUCCGGAACUGGACGACGACGAGGACGACGACGAGCCCCAGGCUUUUGCAAGUGGAAACUCGGCAGCCUUGCAAGAGGACUCUGGAGGACUGGUUCAAGCCAAUCCGGUCCGGGACGAAUUUCGCAACAGCAAUCUCCAAUCGGCAGCACCCGUGUUGGAACAAAACAAAAACCAACCGAGGGAACAACAAACCAACACGAUUUAUAUGGCGGGGGCAGCGUUUCUCCUUUUGCUAGUAGUCAUUGUCGUCGUGGCCGUGGUGGUUACCAAAAGCAAGGAAGACACGAUUGUCAUUGUGGAAGCUACCCAAUCUCCCACGUCCAACCCAACUUUUGCACCCACAACAUGGACCGUUCAAGAUUAUGUCUUGAAUCUGCUUCCGGAAGCGACAGUCAAUAGCGUGCUACAGGAUGUCUUGUCGGCACAAGCACAAGCGUUCGACUGGAUUAUGGAAGAUUUGAUGCAGAAUGCUGAUCAAGACUUUACGGAGGACCGCAUUGUGCAGCGAUUUGUGCUGGCAACCUUCUUCUUUGCCACGGGUGGGAUCGAAAGUUGGUCCCAAAACGAUAAUUGGCUCAACCAUACCGUACAUGAAUGUGAUUGGUUUGCCAAAGAUGGGUCCAAACUCUACUGGCCUCCAAAUGAUGAUCCUGACUUUCCUUGUUUUCGACACACGGCCACGUACAAACAACUUUGGUUGUACGCCAACAACCUCGAAGGAACACUGCCCAUGAAUGAGCUCAGUCUCUUGACCAAACUCACCAGUGUCUCACUCAAUGCCAAUCCCGGUCUACAAGGGACUCUGUCCGCUCUGUGGGGAAAAUUGACCGAUCUAGAACAGUUGGAUAUGGGCCGACUGGAGGGUCCCUCCAAAUCCAAAAUACCGUCCGAGUUUGGCUUGCUCACGGCCAUGACAAGCUUGAAUCUGCUCAACAACUUUCUCACGGGAACCAUCCCGACGGAACUGUUCUUGCUCUCCAAACUUCAUCACUGGUUCCUCGACAACAAUGAGCUGACUGGGACCAUCUCCACUUUGAUUGGCAACAUGAACGCGUUGCACAAUCCGUACUUUCAUUCCAAUCUGCUUUCGGGACCCCUUCCCUCGGAAAUUGGAAGGAUCCCCGGCAAUCAUCUCUCGUUGGAUCAAAACCUUUUGACGGGAACAUUGCCGACCGAGUUGGGGCAAGUCUCGACCGUCGAGCACAUGGUGGUGAUGAAGAAUGCGCUCACAGGGCCCCUCCCGUCUGAAUUGGGGUUGUUGCAUCGACCCAAAGAUGAAACAAAAGGUUGGGGAUUUGGUGCCGGACCGUGGUGGUACUUGAAUGCCGGGUACAACCAACUGUCUGGAGAAAUUCCUUCCGAGUUUGGGACCAUGUUCUACAUGAAACACAUUUGGCUCAAUGACAACAAGUUUUCGGGGACGUUGCCACAGGAGCUCGCCAUCUUGGCAGCAGAAAAUAGUAAUGACACGUCGUUGCUGCUGUCAUUGAAUAUCUUGAACAAUCCAUUCCUCUCGGGAGUCAUCCCGGAGAGUCUCUGCUCGAUUGGUCCCGAUGCCAAUGUAUCGUGUCCCAUUGGAGGCACAUGGUACAAAGAUUGUGGGCUUUCCUUUGACUGUCUUGCCAAUAAUAAUGUCAGUACCACUGGAGAUCAUUAUUUGUGUGGUUGCGGUUGUGACUGCGAAUAAUACAAAGACAAGAGCUGAAAAGGAGGCAGAUCUGAACAGGGGACCGACUGUGCGAAUGUGCUCUCCUUCAAUUGGGGGAAGAACUGAUUGGAGGCUGUUCUUCUUGCAGGGCUCACUUAGUUUGUAGACAACACUAGUUUGGGAGAACAGGGCUACUCUGGGUUGGCUUACUAGCUAGUAAAUGAAUGUUGCAUCGAAGUCCGAUCGUGGAGGCUUGAUUCCAAAUAUCUGGCGAAUGCUUUUGGUCCCUACCGGUACCGGUAUUGACACUUCCAGCUACUAGCUAGCUAGCUCCAUGUAGCUAGCUAGAGACUACCGGUGGAAGUUUAGAAGCCCUCGCAAAAUCCAUCCUAAUAAUCCAGAGGUUCGUCUUUUCUUGAAAAAGAUCUUUCAUUGCUCAAAGAACCCUGCGCGAUUGCGAGAUCACGGCCA